Rotaria sp. Silwood2 is the source of this 241-nucleotide messenger RNA. NCBI's taxonomy places the organism in Eukaryota, Metazoa, Rotifera, Eurotatoria, Philodinida, Philodinidae. The record is from the annotation of a GenBank genome assembly.
AAUGUUACAACUUGAACAAUGAGUCAUGACCUUCUUCUUCAAUAUAGUUGAUGUUGGUACUAUUGCUGCCUUUAUAAUAUGGACGACCAAAAAUCCUUCAUGGAAUGAAAAGAAACGACACUGUCAGCGUCUAUUUUUAAUGCAGUUGGGUUAUGAUCUUGUUGAACCUCACAUAGAUCGACGACAACAACAACCACAAGCACUUCAAAGAGACGUUCGAAUAGCUAUGCAAGCAAUUUGA